UUCAGUUUCUUAUCAAUACUUCAAAUAUGGGGUUUUUUUGUUUUGUUUCAUAGCAACUUGCCAAAGCAGGUUGGAAUGUGUGAAGCAUUAACAGGAACUAUUUUUCUCUGUGGGUUCCCGCAUGAGAGCUGCUCUUUGAGAGACAGAGUACAAGAGAACAGCUUACUUAACUUCUGCAAUUCUACAUGGUAUCGGGAAAAGUUUUUUUUUAAAAGGCCGGUUAGCAGGGAAAGCCUUAGAUUCCACCUCUUCUACAUUGGGCUCUUGCUCUGUGAGGGCACCAUAACUCAAAGUUGAAGAGGACCGAGAGAAGCUUGUCCAUGAAUACUUUGCACAUUGUCUACAUCAUCGUUGAGGUGCUGAUAGCAGUGACUGCCACCUUAGGAAAUGCUCUAGUGAUCUGCGUGGUGAGACGGAUCCCAGCCUACCAGAACACCACUUUUUACUUCAUCGUGUCCUUGGCACUGGCUGAUAUUGCCGUUGGGGUCCUUGUUGCCCCUCUGGCCGUUGUGCUGAGGUUGGAGGUUGUUCUCCACUUCUACGCUUGCCUUUUCAUCUGCUGCAUCUUGAUGAUCUUUUGUCACGCUUCCAUCAUGUCCCUGCUCGCCAUUGCAACAGACCGAUAUCUGAGAGUGAAACUGGCCAUACGAUACAAAGCAAUGGUCACACGGAGAAGAAUCUGGGCGGCUCUGAGUUUCUGCUGGAUCACGUCUCUGUUGGUGGGGCUUGUGCCCAUGAUUGGAUGGAACCUAAGGAAGCCUGAAAACCCCAUCUACUUGAAGUGUUCUUACCCAAAGGUGAUGAGCAUGGAUUACGUGGUGUACUUCAGCUUCUUCUCCUGGAUCCUUGUCCCACUGCUGGUCAUGUGUGCUCUCUACUCCGAGAUCUUCAACAUCCUCCAAACAAAGCUGAAACAAAACACAACAUCCAUGAAAGGAACACGGAUCCUUUAUGGGAGGGAGUUCAAGAUGAUCAAAUCUUUGGCUCUGGUCCUCUUCUUGUUCAUUGUGUGCUGGCUGCCUCUGCUCAUUAUCAACUCCAUCUCACAUUUCUGCCAAACAUGUCGUGUUCCCCUGCCGAUGUUAGAUGUGGCCAUCCUGCUCUCCCAUGCCAAUUCUUCCCUAAAUCCCAUUGUGUAUGCCUUGAGGAUCAAAAGGUUCCGAAAAAUGUAUAUCCUGAUUUUGAAAACCCAUGUCUUCUGCCUGAAACAAGAACCAGACACAUCUAAAAUGGAGAACAUGUCCUCGGAUCAGGUGAUAGAAGAAAGUAUCUGAAAAAACACUGAAAGAGUAUUUCCUCACCAAAAGUCCUUGUUUUCUUCCUUCCACAGUGUGAGUAUUUAAUAUGACUGAAUGAGAGACUCCAAGAUAGUUGGAACACUGUAAAUUCCAUGCCCUCCCACAUUUGUUAGAUAACAUUUGAUUUCAUUACUUUAAUACUAUGAAAAAUGUAGGUCUGUUUGUUGCAGAAUAAAGAAACCAAUGAAAACAGGCCACUUUCAUAGGU
Podarcis muralis (Common wall lizard) is the source of this 1506-nucleotide messenger RNA. Its product is annotated as adenosine receptor A3-like. Gene Ontology annotation, molecular function: G protein-coupled adenosine receptor activity. The record is from RefSeq and is a predicted model, not a curated record. Gene Ontology annotation, cellular component: plasma membrane; dendrite; synapse. Lineage: Eukaryota; Metazoa; Chordata; Lepidosauria; Squamata; Lacertidae. Gene Ontology annotation, biological process: G protein-coupled adenosine receptor signaling pathway.